AUGUAUUCUCACCAUUCACAUUCAGGAGAUUAUGUUGCACAUGGCUUGGAUUGCCUAGAUGACAUUGUUGCAGAGGCACUCAUAUUAGAUUUCAAAACAUACUGUUUAACAGAACAUAUGCCAAGAAUAACAGAUGAAUUGUUAUAUCCAGAGGAAUUUUGUUUUACGAACUUAGAUAAAAAGCAGAGUAUAUUGACUAGUGAUGAAGCUUUGAUAAGGCUGCAAGCACAAUUUAAAAAAUUUAUGCAUCAUGCAGAAUUGGUAAAAAGUAAAUAUAACAAUACCAAUGAGUACAAUACGACAUUCCUGAUUGGAUCAGAAAUUGAAGGAUGUGAUAAAAUUCAUAUAGAGUAUUGCAAAAAGCUAAUUAGUGAAAAUUCUAAUGUUAUUAAGUUUAUUAUUGGAUCUUUACAUCAUGUCAAUAACAUUCCAAUAGAUUUUGAUCAAGAAAAUUGGGUUAAAGCUGUGAAAUCAAGUAAGAACAAUAUUAAACAAUUUUUAAUCGAUUACUAUAACCAACAAUAUGAAAUGCUAGUGCACUUGAAACCGCUAAUUGUGGGUCAUUUUGAUUUAUAUAAACUUCUAAUUCCAAAAGAUUUAAAAGUUAACAUAAAAACUGGGGAUAUCAUUGAUAAGAACGAACAAUCGAAUAACGAGAAUAUUGUUUACCUAAAUGAGAUAGAUCUUACAACAACAUGGAAAGAUGUAGAACAAUUAAUAGUUAGAAACUUACAGUUCAUACACUCUUACGACGGGCUAAUCGAAAUCAAUACAUCAGCAUUAAGAAAAGAUUUAAAAGAACCAUACCCAGGUAAAAGUAUUUGCAAAUUGGCCUCUGAACAUUGCGACAAUAGAUUUCUGUUAAGCGAUGAUGCCCAUGCUGUAUCGCAUGUUGGAGUAUGCUAUAAAAAAUGUCUUGAAUUCAUAACUAAAGAAUUAGCACUUGAAGGGUUGUAUUACUUAACAGAAGAUCGACAAACCCACGAUAUAAGAAUAUGUUAUGAUAAAAUGAAUGACAUUAUAAAAGACCCCUUUUGGCAGAGAAUUGGAGACAAAUGA
Messenger RNA from Tetrapisispora phaffii CBS 4417, 1059 nucleotides. RefSeq names its product histidinol-phosphatase (gene HIS2). Bases 1 to 1059 code for a protein of 352 amino acids. Gene Ontology annotation, cellular component: cytoplasm. NCBI's taxonomy places the organism in Eukaryota, Fungi, Ascomycota, Saccharomycetes, Saccharomycetales, Saccharomycetaceae. Gene Ontology annotation, molecular function: histidinol-phosphatase activity. Gene Ontology annotation, biological process: L-histidine biosynthetic process. The transcript has a single exon. The record is from RefSeq and is a predicted model, not a curated record.